GUUUCAUGCGCAUCAUGCGUGGAAACGGAACGCACCCACGGUAGCGUUGAAUAGCGCUAAUAGCGAGCUGCCCGAACGCACCCUUAUUUGACAAUUCCUAACCUUUUUCUAAAGGCGAAAGUAUUAUUUUAAAAAUAUGGCAAGAUAUUCCAGUGAAUCGGAUUCAGACUACAGUAGUAGAUACCGAAGAAGACGAAAUCGGAGAUCAAGAUCUAGUGGCUCGAAUUCUAGUGAUUCCUCACCUCAUCGAAGGAGAUUGUCGAAACACUCAAAAACAAAGCGUAGACACCGUUCAAAUUCAAGAAGCAGAGGAAGAGAUCGCAAUUCAAAAAACUAUAGAGGAUCCGGAAGUAGUCACUCGAGAGACCGAGAUAAAAGACAUUACCGUAGUAGCACGGGCAGGUCUCACUCUUCAGAUCGUUCCAAGAGAAAAGCUAGAUCUACUUCAAGAGAAAAGUCACAAAGUCCUUCAAGUAGUUCACAAUCAAAUCAAGCAAAAAUUAAUAUUGAAAAAAGCCAAGUUAUAGUAGGAAAAGAUGAUUUUUCUAUUGAGCCACGUUUUAAGGAAAGUAUACUUGAUGAAAUUAAUGCAGAAGGUUUUACUCCUAAACAGUUUACCUCUUCUACCAAGGAAAGCAAAUUUAAAAAUAUUGUUAUAGAUAUCAGUACAGAUACUAUACAGAUUCCACCAGCACCUAGUGUCUCUAGUGGAUCAGAAAGCAUAUUUCACACAUCUAUCAUGAUAGAUCAAGAAGCAAGAUUUGAGAAGUGGGUAAAAAAGCUCUAUACUCUUAGGCAGAAAGCUAUAGCUGAUUUAGUUCAUACAAAUGUUAUUUAAUCAAUACACGAUAUAUGAAUAUAUAUAAUAUUUAUAUACAGGGUGUCACACUCUCCUCCAGGCAUUUUGUGGGGAUGUAGAAUGGGUUGAUGUGAACAUAAAAGUCCUAUACUGUUUUGCGAUAUUCGCAAUAAUUAUCGAG
Odontomachus brunneus is the source of this 980-nucleotide messenger RNA. RefSeq names its product luc7-like protein 3. Bases 137 to 838 code for a protein of 233 amino acids. The record is from RefSeq and is a predicted model, not a curated record. The transcript is spliced from 4 exons. NCBI's taxonomy places the organism in Eukaryota, Metazoa, Arthropoda, Insecta, Hymenoptera, Formicidae.